UAUUCAAAAUCUACUUAGAGAAUACUUGAAAGAACAUUAUGAACCAGAAAAUUUUUCUCCUAAUGAAUUAAAUAGUAUUGACCAUGUAAUAAAGUAUUUUGAUUAUCUGCUCAAAAAUCAUCGACUACCAAGUGAUAUUCUUAGAAAGUCGAUUGCAAAAAAUGAAGAGUUAGAAAGAUUUCUAAAAUCCGCUGGCGUUUUAUCUGAUGAUAAUUGGGAUUCAAAAGAUAAAAUUUCCAAGGGUUGGGAUCAAUAUACAAUUGAAUCAGCACUUGAAAAACUUAACAAAUGGAAAAAUGAAAAGCAAAAAGAUGAAUCAAUUGUUAUAAAUUCGGAUUAUGAAUUUAUUACUAACUCGUCAUCAGAACCACCAGGUUUUAAAGUGAUGAGAAUUCACAAGAGUUGGCAGCCCUUAAUGGGCGAAAAAAUAAAAAUAUUAAUGGCAGGAGACUACAUUAGAAUACGUAAACUCGUCCCAACCCCGAAUGUUUCUGAAAUUCAGCCUGAAAUUC
Molecule: messenger RNA, 512 nt
Organism: Racocetra fulgida
Lineage: Eukaryota; Fungi; Glomeromycota; Glomeromycetes; Diversisporales; Gigasporaceae
Source: the annotation of a GenBank genome assembly